AGACAGUAGCGUCGCAUAGUUUACGAUAUACAAAAAACAGGAAAAACUGAAAUGUGUUGCAGAGACUAGAGACUUGACAUCAGAAUUGUGUUUGGGUUCCUACCCAAAUUAGCAGCAGGAGACACACAGUACUGCCAUGUUCUCCAUCCAUCAGGACCACCCCCAGACCUCUGCAACCAACAAACCUGGCAAUGGCAUCCUCCUCCCUGCUGCUGACCACCCCACCACCGUUGUUCCCGCCAAGUUCAUUGCCACUGCAGAUGCCUUUGAGAAGAAAGAGCAUUCAUGGUUCGCCUUGUCCCAAAUCCCCACAGAUCUGUCAAUCCAAGUUGAAGAUAUCACAUUCCAUGUUCACAAGUUAUCAUGUUGUUAAUCUCGACAAUUUCCAGUACCCCCUCAUUUCCAAGUGCAGCUACUUCGGAAGGACAGAACCACAGCCUCGAAAAUCAAAUCACUCUUACGACCUCAAGCUUGAUAACUUUCCAGGCGGUUCAGAAACAUUCGAGAUCAUAUUAAAAUUCUGCUAUGGUCUCCCAAUCAGCUUGACUGUGAACAAUGUAGCAGCAUUAAGAUGUGCAUCAGAGUUCCUAGAAAUGACAGAGGCGCUCGAAGACGGGAACUUAAUCUCGAAAGCAGAGGCCUUCUUUACAUUCGUAGUCCUCUCUUCAUGGAGAGACUCCAUUACCGUUGUCAAAUCCUGUGAAAAAGCUCUAUCCCCAUGGGCUGACAAUCUUCAAAUUGUUAGAAGAUGCUGUGAUUCUAUUGCCUGGAAGAUCUCCCAAGAAAUUUCAACAGCAGGCGAGACUGUAAAUAACGAAGACAGGUGGUGGUUCGACGACCUGACCACUCUCCGGAUUGAUUAUUUUACGAGGAUUAUAACAGCAUUGAGAACCAAGGGAAUGAAGCCUGAAAUUAUGGGUGCAUGUAUAACACAGUAUGGGGAGAAAUGGUUGCCAAGCACAGAUUUGGGAAGGGAAGGAAUCGGGAACAACUAUGGAAGGAGCGAGCUGCAAUGGAAUAUUAUGAGUGGCCGGAAACAGGAAGGAAAUAUCGAACCGACUAAGGAACAAAGACUCAUAGUAGAGAGCCUGGUGAGCAUACUUCCACCUCAGAAGGAAGCAGUUUCUUGUAAGUUCAUCCUAAAGAUGCUGAAAAUGGCGAUUCUUUACUCGGCAUCUCCAGCUCUGGUAUCGGAGCUCGAAAAAAGAGCUGGAUUCGUGCUGGAGAAUGCAGAUGUCAAUGAUCUUCUUAUUCCUAGCUAUGCAGCUGGUGAUCAAGGGAAGCUUUUAAAAUAUGAUUGGUCCAGUUCGGGUGAGGAAGACACUAUGCACAACACAGACGUGGUGCAGAGGAUUCUCGGGUAUUUCUUGUUGUAUGAACAGCAGCAGCAGCAGCAGCAACAGCCUGGACCAUUGGCCAUUACUAAACUUCUUGACAGCUACUUAGCAGAAAUUGCUAGAGAUCCUAAGCUUUCAGUGAAUAAGUUUCUAGUCUUGGCUCAGUCAUUGCCUGAAAAUGCGCGGAUAUGCGAUGAUGGACUCUACAGAGCCAUCGACACCUUCCUCAAGACACAUCCGUCAUUGUCAGAACACGACCGGAGGAGGCUGUGCAAGUUCAUGAAUUCUGGGAAGCUUUCACUAGAUGCAUGUGAGCAUGCUGCACAAAAUGACAGGCUUCCAUUAAGAACCACCAUUCAGGUGUUGUUCUCAGAGCAAAUGAAAAUGAGAGCUGCAAUACAAGGAAGAGGUGAAACACAAACGAUCGACAGCUUGGAUCAGGAGAGUACUAACAAAGAGGUCAAAGCUCUCAAAAUAGAGCUUGACAGAGUAAAGAUGCAAAUGGCUGAGCUGCAGAGAGAUUAUUCUGAACUGCAACAAGAAUAUCACAAGCAAAACAUUAAGCAAAGUAAUCUAUCAGGUUGGGCAUUUGGAUGGAGGAAAAUACGAAAGUCGGCUCUUUUUAAUGUAAAAGUAGACGGGGAAGAAGACACCGAUGGAAGCCAUAGCAGGCCAACCCAGAGAAAUAGAGGCAGCUUCCGUCGAAGGCAAUCAAUAUCAUGAUAAAUCAUUAAAUCCUAAACACUUCACUUCAUCCACGAACAACUACCAGAGACAAAAAAAGAAAAAGAAAAGACCAUUUAGUUUUAGCAACGAGCUACCCCAUAGCCAAAAAUGGUUCCCUAGUUUUAUGUUUAUACAAUAUGUGUGAUUUUCUUGAGUGAUGAUAAGUUUGUGAGAUUGCUCGGAGACAUAGACACUGCUUAAUUCGAUAAUCUUGCCACUAUAUUAUUUCAUUUUGAAUAGUUGGCCGAAUAAUGUCUGCUAAAUAGCGAGAAAUCUGUUGGGCCGAAUGACAAUGUUUUAAUCAUUUUCUGUA
This is a messenger RNA of Andrographis paniculata, 2376 nucleotides long. Its product is annotated as BTB/POZ domain-containing protein DOT3. The record is from RefSeq and is a predicted model, not a curated record. Gene Ontology annotation, molecular function: protein binding. The coding region runs from base 192 to 2060 and encodes 622 amino acids. The transcript has 7 exons. NCBI's taxonomy places the organism in Eukaryota, Viridiplantae, Streptophyta, Magnoliopsida, Lamiales, Acanthaceae.